Hyaena hyaena (striped hyena) is the source of this 1191-nucleotide messenger RNA. RefSeq names its product leukotriene C4 synthase (gene LTC4S). Gene Ontology annotation, molecular function: glutathione peroxidase activity; enzyme activator activity; glutathione transferase activity. Lineage: Eukaryota; Metazoa; Chordata; Mammalia; Carnivora; Hyaenidae. Gene Ontology annotation, biological process: leukotriene biosynthetic process. Bases 630 to 1082 code for a protein of 150 amino acids. The record is from RefSeq and is a predicted model, not a curated record. Gene Ontology annotation, cellular component: membrane; nuclear envelope; endoplasmic reticulum. The transcript has 8 exons.
UCGCGGCUCCAGCUAACGUCCGCUACGCAGGGCCGCCUGCUCUCGAUGCCCGGUCCCUGUGGGGGUGCCGAGGCCCGACCUGCCUCCCAGUUCGGGGCCACGCCGAGGGCCCUCUCGGCGGCGGCGGGGGGCUGUGGCUCGGCCGCAGCCACAUCGCAGCUCAGCGGGCCGCCCUGACCCGCUUGCUACCCGGACCUCUCUCUCCCACAAGCCCCGCACGUCCCCGAAUCCUGUUUCUGAGCAACUCGCCCAAUGCAAACGGGAGGUUUUGAGGUUACGUGUUUUGUUGAGAAGAUUACAGGAGACUGAAUGCCCUUGACAAUGAACCCAACACAGAAUCCUGGAGGUUCUUUCGCCAUAAGGAUAAACAAUAUCUGACGAGAACAGAAAAGAUCGCAUCCAGCAGCUCCGCGUCAUCUCCUCUAGCCUGUGUAACAUGUUCAAAUAACCAUUCCACAUCUGGCCACUGCAGUGAGGGCCGCGACCAGCCUGGGUCCCUGACAUCUGCUAGGAUUCCUGUGCUCUUUGUCGGGGCCAGACUGCCUCCGAGCCAGCCAGCCGACAGGGGCUGUUAAGAGCUCCGCAGCUUGUCUCCACACACCAGUCCGGCUGACAGACCUGCCAACACCAUGAAGGACGAGGUGGCUCUUCUGGCCACUGUCACCCUCCUCGGAGUCCUGUUGCAAGCCUACUUCUCCCUGCAGGUGAUCUCUGCGCGCAGAGCCUUCCGCGUGUCGCCGCCGCUCACCACCGGGCCGCCCGAGUUCGAGCGCGUCUACCGAGCCCAAGUGAACUGCAGCGAGUACUUCCCGCUGUUUCUCGCCACGCUCUGGGUCGCCGGCAUCUUCUUUCACGAAGGUGCGGCGGCCCUGUGCGGUUUGGUCUACCUUUUCGCGCGCCUCCGCUACUUUCAGGGCUACACGCGCUCAGCGCAGCAGAGGCUGGCUCCCCUGUACGCGAGCGCGCGCGCGCUCUGGCUGCUGGUGGCGCUGGCCGCGCUCGGCCUGUUAGUCCACUUUCUCCCGGCCGCGCUGCCCGCCUCGCUCCUCGGACCGUUCCGGACGCUGCUGCCCAGGGCUUGAGAUGGAGGACGACAGGUCGACGGAGCGGGAGAAGAGCCGGAGCUUUCCGGGAAGACAAGGGAGGGGUUCUCACUUUAUCCAAUCUCCAAUUAAAGUGCCGGUGACCAGA